GGAAAUCUACAAAUCGUCGUUGUUCUCGUCUCAUCAAGCUGCUCCAAUGGCAGAGAGUUCGUCGAGGAAGAACCUCAAACGAUCCUUCUUAGAAGAUGAAGAUUCUAAUAAGCAACCCCCCGAAAAGCGAGUACGGUUUCCAAAGGGUAAAAAGUCGAAAGGUGAACAGCUCUUAGAGGAAGAAGCUGUAGCCCGCCGCAAAGCUCGUGAUGCUGCUAAGGAGCGUGCACAUAUUCGCAAUCAGAAUACUGCUAAUCUCUUUAUCGAAAACGAUAAUGACGAUAUUGAUGCGGCUCAGGAGACUUAUGAGGAUGAUGGGAACCGCACAGAAGAUGGGAUCCAAAUUGAAGCUUUUAGUCUGGACAGAGAGAAAGAAGAAGGUUACUUUGAUGCUGAUGGGAACUUUGUAGAAUAUGUUAGAGAAAAGGAAGUCAAGGAUGCAUGGCUUGACAGUAUUGAAAAAAAUCCGAUGUAUAUGGGACGAUCUGCUGCAAAUGAUACUGAGAAGGAUGAAGAUAGUGGGAACGAAAAAGUAGCAGAUGAUCUUUCUCAAGAUGAAAUUGGAGUCAGAAAGAGGCGCAUUGCUAAUGUCCUUGAACCAGGAGAAACGGUCCUGCGAGCUUUAAGGAGGUUGAAAGGGAAUUCGAAUAAUCGCAAGGAGAAGAUGACAUCUGAGACAAAGCUUAUCUUUGAUCAGCUUACUGAGGAUGCGGACAAGCUUAUCGAGAACGGUGACUACAAUGUUUAUCAUGAGGAGCAAGAAGUUUUCCAACGUGAAGCAGAAGGAUAUGAGAGACUAGCUCAAGCGAAAGGAAAUGUGACUGCCAAUUCAGAAUCUUGUGAUAUGUUUGGCGAUGAUGAGGAUGCUCCUGAACCUUCCUCUGAUCUACUACCGUCUGGCUCCAUCUCCGGCACUCAGCUCAAUUCUGAUUAUGUGUUUGAUGAGUCUUCGGGGUACUACUACAGCAGUAGCCUUGGUUACUACUAUGACCCUAACACUGGACUUUACUGCUCCGCAACAACCGGAAAAUGGUACAAGUUCGACGAAGAGACUAAGGAAUAUGAAGAGGUGGUUUCUGAAGUUGCUACCGAGGAAGUUUAAUUUUCUUUUGUCUGUACUUUUAACCAACACAUAAGGUCUUGAAAUAUUUCCUUUGUUAGACAUGUUUCUUUUUCAGUUUGAAAAAGUUAGCACAUAUAUAUAAAUAUAUUUGGAUUAGUUUU
Arabidopsis arenosa is the source of this 1224-nucleotide messenger RNA. NCBI's taxonomy places the organism in Eukaryota, Viridiplantae, Streptophyta, Magnoliopsida, Brassicales, Brassicaceae. The record is from the annotation of a GenBank genome assembly.